Arthroderma uncinatum is the source of this 675-nucleotide messenger RNA. RefSeq lists its product as uncharacterized. The transcript has a single exon. NCBI's taxonomy places the organism in Eukaryota, Fungi, Ascomycota, Eurotiomycetes, Onygenales, Arthrodermataceae. Bases 1 to 675 code for a protein of 224 amino acids. The record is from RefSeq and is a predicted model, not a curated record.
AUGAAGAUAUCGAGCCUUCUGCUAGUGGCGGCCUCCGCUGUAGCUGCCACCAAGGUAUUCGACGAAAUUACUACAAUCCUGCCCAGCGACCGACCGACCGUCACUAUCGAUCCCUGGCAGUGUGUGACGCACAAUCUCACUAAGUUCUUCGAGGUACCUACACCGACCGGUGCGCUGUUGGCGGCUAUCUCUUCGCACGGUAGCGAACUGAUUAAGGAUUGCGUCUUGACCAUCAAAUCUACGGAGAGGUGCCUUUUUCCUGAGUCCUCCGACUGGUGUCGCCUUAGUACGGCUGCGCCCAAGUCUCUACUGCCUGCUCUGUCCUCCUAUGGCAGCGUGGCCUCCGUAUGGUGGUCAUCACACAGCUCUGCGGCCUUCUCCCUCGCUGAGGUGUGCCCGGUCGCCUGGUAUGACGCCAUGCUUUCGAUUCCAGGGGGCUGGGUUUGGCUGAACGAGACCAGAAUUUAUGCCGGAUGCUACGCCGAAUCGCAAGCCACCGCCGGCUCUGGCCAUAUGGGGAGACAGACUGCAACUCCGCGCCUGGGAGUCACCGACAUGAUGCCACCAAUGACAACGGCUACACCAAACAACGUCGCGGACCGGGAUAUCUCUGCUAGUUCAUGGAUCAUGGCUGGAGCUAGGAUAGCUGCCUCCUUGGUGACAUCGCUCUUGUAG